This is a messenger RNA of Rhopalosiphum maidis (corn leaf aphid), 2241 nucleotides long. RefSeq lists its product as uncharacterized. The record is from RefSeq and is a predicted model, not a curated record. The transcript is spliced from 8 exons. The coding region runs from base 415 to 1686 and encodes 423 amino acids. Lineage: Eukaryota; Metazoa; Arthropoda; Insecta; Hemiptera; Aphididae.
UCCGGUUUCGGGUGCGUUUGCCGUGUGUCCAUAUUGCCCGGCCAGACGGUAACGACAUAUUACAAAAUAAAUAAACAAAUACGCGUAUCGUUCGUACCGGCGACGGGCUGUCUCUCGCUCUCACUCCCUCCCGGUCACUCUGUCUCCCUCGCCCGCUUUGCUAUUAUACGCACAUAUAGUAUACCGUCGUACACACACGCCCGACGGUGACGACUAUGCGAUCGUUGCACGCCGUCCCGGCGCACCCACAGCAGAAGCUCGUCCCGUCGUGACCACUCCCAAGCUCGCGCGUACACACAACAACGAUAAUAAUAUUAUAGUCCAAGCGCCGUCGCCGCGAUACAACAGGCCGCCGUCCCGAGGGUUGAUCGCCGCAGCAGAAAACCGGGAAACCCCGAGACGCCGUCGUCCCAGAUGCAUCCCGCCGUGGUGUCACUCGGCCGACCGCCGUCGGUCCGGUCGCCGGCCACCGCCCUGCUGCUGUUGGCCGCGGCACUGCUCCCGAACGCCGUUCUGUCCGUCGAGUCGUCCGCCGACCCCAAACUUCAAUACAAAGUGAAUUGUGACGAUGAAUACAUGACCGUCGAUGUUAAAAAAACCGAUGACAUUAAAAGCAUUUAUCUGAACCAAAUGAAAUUUUAUCCAGAACUUGCUUGCCAACCGGUUUUCGAAAAAAACCUCAUUCAGUUCAAACUAUCUCUACGAGACGUGUUCAAAUGCGGACUGACAAAAGUGACCAAUCAAGGAACCGGUACAGUCACGUACUAUCAUCAGAUAGUCAUAGAGAAAGACGGCGGCAACAACUAUGAACACAAGUCUUUCGUAAAUGUGAAGUGUUGGUUUUCUGGAACUAAAAAUCACACAGUGGCCAAGAGGAACGUACUACCCGCUGGAUUCCAAGAGCCAGAGGACUUGGAGAUAACUACAUCGUUGACAGAAAACGCGCCGGUUCCCAUGCUUAAGGUGGGCGUACGACAGGGCGGUAGUAUCGUAAACGGCGAACUCAACGUUAACCCGGGCACUCCGUUGCAAAUGGAAAUAUACCUGGACAAAGAUAGUGCUCCAAUUUAUGGGUUGCUAGUGAGCUACAUGCAAGUGACAGAUACCAAAGCGCAAGAAGAAACUAUCAUAUUCAAUGGCUGUUCGGUGGAUCCAUAUUUGUUUGAAAACUUUAAUACGGUGGACGGCGAUUUUUUGACCGCUAAAUUCAGGGCGUUCAAGUUCCCCGAGUCAACGUACGUGCAGUUCAAAGGCACCGUUAAUGUCUGUUUAGACAAGUGCAGAGGGGUGGAUUGUAGCAACGGUAAAGUGGGCUUCGGAAGGAAGAAGCGAGAAAUCAGUGGUAUUCCACCUGACCCAAAUAAGGUGUUUGAAGUGUCCAUGACCACUUUUAUCAAAGUAGAUUACAAGAGUGAAAUGGCCCGAGAAAAAGUGAAAUUGGAAAUCGACACGACCGCGGACGAACGGAACCAGACCAACUCGAACUCGCUGGACGUGAGGCCCAAGGGCGGCGCCCGGAACGCCGACGGAACCGACCACAUGCGCGUGGACACCGAGGAAAUCCGCGAGGAGCUCAAGUACACGUUGCUGGAGACCAACGCCGGUCACACUGUGGGGCCGCACACCGUGGCCGCGGUGGUCUUGCUGUUGGUGGCCGUCGCGCGCGCGGCGAUGAUGGACGUCUGAAGCACCAUCGUCCCGCCCGUCCGCCCGCCGUCACACAACUAACCGCUCUAACCUUAUUAACUUUUCUUUUCUUUUUUUCGUGAUUUAUAUAUUUUAUUUUAUCAAUAAAAAUUAUUAUUAGGCAUAAAAUUAUUUAUACGUAACAUAAUAUUAUAUAAUAUCGCCUGUAUCACCGCGUUCAAAACAAUAACCGUUUGAAGCCUAUUCAAUGAACAAAAUGUGUGUGUGUGUGUGUGUGUGUGUUCUAACUAUACAGUUUAUUUCUCGCACCGCUUCGCGAGCUGCGGGCGAGAGUUUGUGAGGUUAAGUUAGGUUAGGUAUGUUCUUUAAUAAGCUAAUUAUAAAAUAUUUUAAAUUGUAUAUAUUUUAUAGAAACAUGUUGUAGCAUGCCUGUCAUUAAUAUUUUUCGUUUUAACGUUGUGCACUUCAACCGUGGACUUGCAAAAUACAAAAUCAAAUCACAAAUAAAACAACUUACAUUUUCUAAAAAUAAAAAAUGCCCUUCAUAAAAUUAAAAAAAAAUAUAUAAUACACUAUUUUUAUGUUCCAUAAUAU